This is a messenger RNA of Thyridium curvatum, 4014 nucleotides long. RefSeq lists its product as uncharacterized. The transcript has 3 exons. Gene Ontology annotation, biological process: regulation of DNA-templated transcription; glucan catabolic process. The record is from RefSeq and is a predicted model, not a curated record. NCBI's taxonomy places the organism in Eukaryota, Fungi, Ascomycota, Sordariomycetes, Thyridiales, Thyridiaceae. Gene Ontology annotation, molecular function: beta-glucosidase activity; zinc ion binding; DNA-binding transcription factor activity, RNA polymerase II-specific. Bases 1 to 4014 code for a protein of 1337 amino acids.
AUGGGCCGCCGCAAGACGGCCUGCCGCUUAUGCGCGUCGAUCAAGAGCGCGUGUGACCGGGGUCGCCCUUGCGCUCGGUGCACACGCCUGUGUCUGACUUGCAUUUACGAUGGUAUCAAUUCCAACCGCUCCAAUCUUCCCACGACCCGGCGAAAGCCGUCCAACACCGCCGCAUUGCCCACUUUGCCCUCUGGGCCGGCCGCUAUCCAGCGGUCUCGGCUUGGCUGCAAGGCAUGCCACGCGAGGCAUAAAAAGUGUGACGAGCAGCAGCCUACGUGCGGCGACUGUCCGCGACUUGGCCGCCGGUGCAUGCCGCGCAGUCCGACGGCAAAAGUGUUGGACGCCGAUCAGAGCCCAAGCUCAAUUGACCAGGUUUCAUCUCCCGGGGUUCCAACAAGGACCCCGCCAAGCACAUCGGCGGCCGGAGAACCCCCGGACUGGAUCACCUUAAUCCAGCGUGAGUCGCUGGCUCAUGCUAACUCACACGCCUCAGCCCUCGCCUUUAGCAGCGCUCUGGUCGACGAUGCUGUCAUUCCGGUCCCCGAGGAAGGGGACCGAUACGUGACCUUCAUCCUCCCAUCGGCUAUGGGCAAGCUUUGCGGCGUCGGCCAGCAGGACCUGGCAUCCUGGGCCAUCGCCCACCGCCAUCUGCUCAACCACUUUAUCCUGGCAGUCUCGCGUUCGCUCGUCGUCGUCCACGAUGACGACAACCCAUUUUUGGUGCUCGUCGUGCCCAAAGCGCUCGAGAGCGACGUUGUCAAGCGAGGGCUCCUGGCCCUCGCUGCAUGUCAUCUCGGCAUCGUCUAUCCCCAGUUCCGCCAUGAUCACCGCACGCACCGGGCCGCCCUGCUCCAGCACAUGCGGGAGUGCGCAGAUGGAAAUGAAGGCUUCCAGGUGACGCACCUGCUCGCCAUGCUGCUCUUGACACUAGCUGAGAUUUGUCACGGCACUUCGAGAGCGUGGCACGCCUGCCUUGACGGCUGCCGAGUCAUUCUAGACCGUGUGGGCGACACUCUAGCCUUCCCUGACCCCGCGAGUGAGUUUAUUGUCCAGCUGUACUCCUACCUCCGCCAUAUCGCAUGUGUCACGAGCGACAAGACAGUGCUCGCCCACCCGCUUGAGUGGACGAUGCCCGUCUUGGCACCAGCCGUCCUUCAUCCGCUACUUGGGAUGGCUGCGCCUCUGUACCAGCUGCUCCCCAUGAUCACGCACGUCUCACUGCAGCAGAGAUGUGGUAAUCUGACAGGGUCGUCUCCGCCAGUGGUCCCUGGAGGCGUUGAAGGCGAGCCUCAGGCUGACAGCGGCUGGCUCUCGCACGAAGAUCUCGACUUGGCACUACGGGGCUGGUCCUCGCCAGCGUCCCCAUCGGACGAGGAGUAUCACCCAUACAGACACCUCGCAUACGAAGCCGAGGCUGUCGGACUGGCUACCCAAUGGGCUACGCUCCUGCUCCUAAAUGAGGCCCCGUGGUCUGUUCCUCCAGGCCAUGAACCAGACCCCAGGGCCGCCACGGCCGUAGACAAUAUUCUCUCUGCCCUGUCCUUCGUUCGCCCGGGCUCUCAGAUGGAGGCCCGCAUGCUGUUCCCACUCUUCAUGGCCGGCCUCAGCAGCUGGACGAAAACGAAUCGGCUUAUGGUUGAGUACAGAUUAAACGUCAUGGAGAAGACGACCCCUGGUAUCUGGAUGGACGAAAUUUACCCUCUACAUCCCACAAUCACUGAAUACUCUGACAGCAUGCCCAUCAACAUCUCAUCUCUGGAAGCCAUUGCAAAGGGUGCCAACGUCUGGCUGGGACCAACCAUCAACAUUCAGCGAGGCCCCCUGGGAGGCCGUGGCGGCGAAUCCUGGUCCGAAGACCCCUAUCUCACCGGUGCCCUCUCUAGUGAGAUCGUCAAGGGUUGCCAAUCUCACGGUAUCAUUUCCACAAUCAAACACUUCGUGUGUAACGAGCAAGAGGAGGAUAAGAUCUCGAUCAACGUCAUCGUAACAGACCGCGCUUUGCGCGAGAUUCACCUGCGUCCCUUCCAGUUGGUCGCCCGGGACGCCUCGCCUCGGGCUCUCAUGUCAUCCUACAACAAGGUCAAUGGAGAGCACUGCUCUGAGAGCAAAUUCUUCCUUGAUGAACUGGUUCGAGGGGAGUGGGGUCAAGAUCCUCUAAUUAUGUGUGACUGGCUUGGUCUCUACACGACGGCAAAGGCAGUCAACAACGGCUUAGAUCUGGAGAUGCCAGGUCCGAGCGUUGUUCGUGGACAGGCGUUGGCGACGGCAGUGGCAUCCGGGCUUGUCAAGAUGUCCACAUUAGACAAGAGAGCCCUUCGUGUGCUCAAGUUCGUGGAAGAGUGUAGCCGCGUCAAGGUGUCGGAGACUGAGGCUGAGAUCGAUUGCCCGGAAGACCGAGCACUGAACCGAAAACUCGCUUGCAACCCUAUUGUCAUGCUUAAAAACGACGGCAACAUUCUGCCUAUCCCCUCCACCAUCAAGAAGAUUGCCCUCAUCGGCUCCCAUAUGAAGGAUGCCGAUGUUGCCGCCACAGGAUCCACCGGCUUGGAGACGUAUUACACCCGUCACCCCUUUGAUUCGAUCAAGGAGAGGGUUGGGCCUCACGUGGAGGUCAGGUACGCCAUCGGCGCCACAACACAUAGACUUCUGCCGGUCCUCGACAGCAGAAAGACUGCCAGCAACAUUACUUUCAAUCUCUUCAACGAGCCGUACGGGACCAGGAAUCGUGAAUCGGUCGGCCUCAUAAACAUGAGAAAGUCCUACUUCACCUUUAUGGACUACUUGAACCCUAAGAUCAAGUCAGACACUUUCUAUGGCACCGUCGAGACCGAAUUCAAGCCAGACACGACCGGCACCUGGAAGUUCGGCCUCUGCGUCAGCGGCACGGCCGAUCUCUACCUGGACGAGGAGCUGAUCAUUAAUAAUAGCGAGAUCCAGAAACCCGGGCACUCAUUCUUCAACAUGGGAACUCAGGAGGAAUACUGCUUGAAGAAACUCGAGGCAGGUCGCAUCUACAAGGUCAGAGUCGAGUUUGGCAGUGCUCCCACGUCGAAACUGCCCAGUGCCGCAUUCACCUUUGGCGGUGGUGGCUUCCGCGUGGGCGCUUGUCUGGACUUUACUCCCGAGGAGGCCCGACAGCAGGCAGUCGAGGCCGUCAAGGACGCAGACUACGCUGUUAUCUGCACAGGACUCGGCGGCGAGUGGGAAGGCGAGUGCUUGGACAGGACGCACAUGGACCUGCCCCCCAACGUGGACAAGAUGAUCGCCGAAAUCGCAGCAGUGUGCCCGAAGACCAUCGUGGUGAACCGCUCAGGCAUGCCAGUGCAUAUGCCUUGGGUGAAGCAAGUUCCGGGUAUCUUCCAGGCCUGGUACGGCGGCAACGAAUCGGGCAGCUCCAUCGCCGAUGUGCUCUUCGGUGACCACAACCCGUCUGGCAAGAUGCCCAUCUCGUGGCCCGAGAGGAUCGAGGACAACCCGGCCUACCUCCAUGUCGGAUCCUCCCGAGGUCGUCUACUGUUUGGUGAGGAUAUCUACGUGGGCUACCGCUGGUACGACAAGAUGCGCAAUAAGCCCCUUUGGGAAUUCGGUUACGGCUUAUCCUACACCACCUUCAGUUUCUCCGAGCCCACCAUCAAGCCCGACUACCACUCGACUGCCAGGCGAUGCUACGAGCCUCACCCUCACACUCAUACCGUGACCGUCAAAGUCAAGAACACGGGCGACUUCGGUGGGGCUGAGAUUCUGCAGUUAUAUGUAUCAGGGCCCGAGUCAAGCGCCGCGCAUCGCCCCAUGCGUGAGCUUCACGGUUUUGGAAAGGUAUUCCUCCAGCCUGGGGAGGAAAAGGACGUUCCAAUUACGCUGGAUGCUUACGCUUUCUCUUUCUGGGAUGAGAUUGAGAACAACUGGUGCGAGGAAAAGGGCAAGUACCUCAUAACGGUGAGUGCGGGCUCUAGAAGCGAGACCAAAACUUGCGAGGUUACUAAGGAGGAGACAUUUCACUGGCGGGGCUUGUGA